AUGACAUCAUAUGAUGCAACAUUACAAUUUGCGGAAGACCAAUUUGCCACGCCGGAGUGGUGUAAUCCAGCCGUAACAUAUCAAUUUGUGUCAAAAUACACGGCUGCCGAUCAGCAAAAUCCCAGAAUCGCACUGAAAGUCGUUGGCAGCGCGGUAUGGUUCCGCGCGUACAAAGGUCAGCUCGGAAUGACGAAGUUGGAUGAGUGGACGGGAGGUGCGAUCGGCUGCCCGUUACACGCUUCGGCCAAAACCACGAUAGUCGAUUAA
Molecule: messenger RNA, 267 nt
Organism: Necator americanus (New World hookworm)
Lineage: Eukaryota; Metazoa; Nematoda; Chromadorea; Rhabditida; Ancylostomatidae
Exons: 2
Coding region: 1-267 (88 amino acids)
Source: RefSeq, a predicted model, not a curated record